CCCCUAACCCUGAGGCUGCCGCGCGGCGGUCACUGCGCCGGGGUAGUGGGCCCCAGUGUUGCGCUCUCUGGCCGUUCCUUACACUCUGCUUCAGGCUCCAGUGCAGGGGCGUAGUGGGAUAUGGCCAACUCGGGCUGCAAGGACGUCACGGGUCCAGAUGAGGAGAGUUUUCUGUACUUUGCCUACGGCAGCAACCUGCUGACAGAGAGGAUCCACCUCCGAAACCCCUCGGCGGCGUUCUUCUGUGUGGCCCGCCUGCAGGAUUUUAAGCUUGACUUUGGCAAUUCCCAAGGCAAAACAAGUCAAACUUGGCAUGGAGGGAUAGCCACCAUUUUUCAGAGUCCUGGCGAUGAAGUGUGGGGAGUAGUAUGGAAAAUGAACAAAAGCAAUUUAAAUUCUCUGGAUGAGUGGAGAAAGAAACGUCACACUGCCUUUCAGAAUCAGGGAAAUCACCCUUGCAAGCACAAGACAAGAAUGUGGGAUAGAGACCCCAAAAUUCCUGUUCAGAACCUAAGCUUAGCUCUCUGUUGGCAGGCCCAAUCAGGUCAUGGCACCUGUAAUAGAUUAUUUGCAUGGGUGCAAAAGAAAAUGGUUUGCCGCUGGAGUAUCAAGAGAAGUUAAAAGCAAUAGAACCAAAUGACUAUACAGGAAAGGUCUCAGAAGAAAUUGAAGACAUCAUCAAAAAGGGGGAAACACAAACUCUUUAGAACAUAACAGAAUAUAUCUAAGGGUAUUCUAUGUGCUAAUAUAAAAUAUUUUUAACACUUGAGAACAGGGAUCUGGGGGAUCUCCACGUUUGAUCCAUUUUCAGCAGUGCUCUGAAGGAGUAUCUUACUUGGGUGAUUCCUUGUUUUUAGACUAUAAAAAGAAACUGGGAUAGGAGUUAGACAAUUUAAAAGGGGUGUAUGAGGGCCUGAAAUAUGUGACAAAUGAAUGUGAGUACCCCUUCUGUGAACACUGAAAGCUAUUCUCUUGAAUUGAUCUUAAGUGUCUCCUUGCUCUGGUAAAAGAUAGAUUUGUAGCUCACUUGAUGAUGGUGCUGGUGAAUUGCUCUGCUCUGUCUGAGAUUUUUAAAAAUCAGCUUAAUGAGAGUAAUCUGCAGACAAUUGAUAAUAACAUUUUGAAAAUUGGAAAGAUGGUAUACUGUUUUUAGAGGAAUAAACGUAUUUGUGGUUUAA
Messenger RNA from Homo sapiens (human), 1178 nucleotides. It is a transcript of the gene GGCT, whose product is annotated as gamma-glutamylcyclotransferase. The record is from RefSeq and is marked reviewed. NCBI's taxonomy places the organism in Eukaryota, Metazoa, Chordata, Mammalia, Primates, Hominidae. The transcript is spliced from 4 exons. Gene Ontology annotation, molecular function: gamma-glutamylcyclotransferase activity. The coding region runs from base 121 to 621 and encodes 166 amino acids.